Hermetia illucens (black soldier fly) is the source of this 3827-nucleotide messenger RNA. RefSeq names its product dentin sialophosphoprotein. NCBI's taxonomy places the organism in Eukaryota, Metazoa, Arthropoda, Insecta, Diptera, Stratiomyidae. Gene Ontology annotation, biological process: regulation of lipid biosynthetic process. The transcript has 3 exons. Gene Ontology annotation, cellular component: cytosol. The record is from RefSeq and is a predicted model, not a curated record. The coding region runs from base 1578 to 2474 and encodes 298 amino acids.
GGGCACGCCGCCCCAUUUUGGAAGUUGUCGCGAUUGUCUACAAUUGCAAGUGAAUUCGUACUUUCCAGAAAAGAAAUCGAAAAACCCACUUUGAGCCUUACCUGCAAGGUGAGAGCUAUCUGAAUCUUAAAAGUGCUGUGUGUCUUCAGGUAGUGAACGUUUUAUAUACUGAAAGAUACUUUGAGAGAGCGGAGAUGGUACCCAUCCAUUACUGGUGAGAGCGGAACGGAAAAAUUCAGAUGGGCAUUACUAGCACUUACCCUCGGUCGAGGAAACCAGUUUCGGCUGGAGUGGCGUGAUAAGCCAAGUGAGCUUUAUUAUAAAAUUCUUUUUUUUCCGUAUUGUCUUGGUUCUAGAGUUUUGAAGAUAAUUUUCACGCUCGUAUAGCUACGGUCUAGCUCCGGUCUCGCGUCAGAUUCAGAGACCUCAGACAAGGCAGUUUUCUUACGGAUUGCACCGUCUCAGACGCGAUUGGCAAAUAUAAGCGAUCGGACGUUUUGUAUAUUUACUCUAUCCGUAGCUUAUCGUGUGACGUCUUUAAUUAUUCAAAUAUAUUUUUGAAACAUUCUUUACGACAACUGGAUCCGCGAGUGGUUUUGAACUUAGUCUUGGCCAACGUUCUGUGCCACGCAUUUAGUUACAAAUCCCAACGACACGAAUCCGGAUAGUGUGGUAGAUAGUCCAAGCUUCUGAUUUUAUAAAGGAGUGAUUGAUACUCAGUGCAUUCAGUGAUUGAGGAUCCUUUGCGAGGAAGUAACUAAAGAAACUCCUAAGCAAAUCAGUUCACUGUUCCGCGGUACGGAAGAGACGAGGACGUGCUAAAUAUUGCUGAAAUCGGCUUAAUCGCAUGGAUUUCCAAAUCUACGGUUUUUAGUCGCCUAACAGUUUGGAAACUUCCACGUAGUGUAAAAUCUAAUCUGGAAUAAUACCAACACCACUCACCGUGCAGAAGAAAAAGUCGCGAAAUCCAAACAUUUCAAAAAGAAAAUCAAAAUCACUCAAAUCGCCCUGAAUUUUUCCAAUCUCGAAACCUAACGCAGAUUAUGAAAUCAAACUUACAAAACUUCGACAAUGUUGUUGUAAUUGGAACUGCAAAAUUUGUAAAACUAGGCGAAUUGUCUAUUACAAAAAGUGCAAUUAAUUCCGUAUCUGUGAUUAAUAACAUUCGCGUAGAUAAAGAAGAUAAAAAAGCUGAAGAAAGUUUAUAGCGAUUACAUAAUUUUUGUGAAGCGCUUGGCCGUUCUCUGAUUUAUUUUAUUUUAAUUUAAUCCACGUAGAGAGCGAAAGAAGAAGAGUAGAAAUAUAUUUAACUGUUAUUUAUAUUGUCUGUGAUCUAAAACCUUGGAAUUUCUCGCCUAAUAAGAGGAGAGAGCAAGCGAAAGAAUUGUAGUUAGAUAAUUGAGGUGUGAAAAUUUCGAAGUGAUUUACACGUUGACGAAAAUUUUAUCAAUUCGUUGAUUGUUACACAUUCCAGUUAGGCGAAAAAAGAUUUAAAAAUUAAUUAUAAUUAACCCAAAAGUGAUUUAACCAGGAAGCUGUUAUCGUUUAUUCAAGUCUUGAACGAAUAUUGGCACGAAAUGGACGAAAGAAAUUGCCUACGACGUAUCGCCCGACACGAUGAACGACAAUUUUCAAAAGACAGUUUAGUUCACAUCAUGGAGAAAUUUGUUAAAACUGUUAAUAUCAUGGACGAAACCAUCUUGGUUCCAUGCAGGCUCAUGGACAGACAGGUGGGUGAUGCCACAGAUAUAAUUCCUGCACCACCAAAAACAUCAUCACACUACUCUCACCAACAUCAUCAUCAUCACCACAGUGGAACAGGAGGCGGUGGAGGUUGUCGUAAAAAUCGCCCACCACAAACAGUGCAUGACUAUCUGAGUUCAGCGGAUCUAUUCAAUCUCUUCAAUCUAUUGAACUCAUUGAAACAGGAUCUACUAUGGACCCGAAGUGAUGAAGACAGUGAGCAAGCGAACGAAGAUGAAAACGUAUUGGGAUCUUAUCCAUCGACCGCUACUUUGUCUGAUGCUGCCAUUCAUGACAGUCAAGAAUUGUCAGCAGGCCGGAGUCCAAUGAAACCACAACACAAACGCAAUGCCAGCAACGGUAGUACAGCUUCAUCGUCCUCGUCAGCAUCCCUCUCGUCGACUGUUCCGGCUACAGCCACAAAGGGUCACAUCAGAAGACCAUCGACUGCAUCAAUGGUCUCGUCAAAUUCCGUUAGUAAUCUCAGUGACUCGGAGAGUGAAAUAUCGAAUGAGAAUGAUUCUGGAAUGGAAUCAGAAGGUAACUGUAGGACAGGUGGCGGCAGCACCACCAGCGACAGUAGUAACAGUACAAAUACCACAGAUAAAGCAACAGAUUUGGUGCGACAGUGUCGGCAGCACUUGAGCGGCCUUCACCGGUGUCUCGAACAAAUGACGGAGGCUGCAAACUAUCUGACUGCCAGAUACCAAAGUGAUAUUGGACCUGUUUAAUUUUUACUUCUAUCUUAUUACUCUAAUUUAUUAUUUCUCCUUUAAAAGAAAUUACGUUACGAGUCCUACUCCCUGUCUGCCUCUGGUCCCGGUGGUUCUGACGGUUUUCGCAAGUCCCCUAGGGAAAUCCCUUCCCCGCGUCUAUUCCAGCCAAAAGUUCCAAACAUAGAAAUCCCAAAUAGCUUAGGCAUUGGCACCUUGCUACCAAAUCGAUUUUUGGAUUUACAUAUGUACAUAUGUCGUCCGCGUAACCGUAUUUUCUUCAGUACACAUUUUUUUAGUUUAAUUUCUGCGCUAUUUUGUAGAUUAUCUAGUGUAAAAGUUAUUUUUUUCCGUGGAGAAAGCUUUUUUCGAUCGCUUUUAGGUGCGUGAUCGAUCGUACCUUGCGGUCCAUCUGAUGGUUAAACUUUUGUACUAAUGGUAGGGAUCGCUAUCUCAUAAUAAAUGCUAUUCGGUUUAUUGUAUACUUCCACUUCUUUUUGUAGUUGAAAUAGACACAAGGUUGCAGCUCUUUUGUUAAAUUUUUCUUCCCAGACGAUUUGUUGAUAGUUUAACAAAAAGAAAAUGUGAAAAUUGUCGUUUAUGGAAAUUGUAUGUGCAUUGAAAUUGUUUUGUUGCUUCGUUCGAAUUGUUGUUGUUAUUCGACAAAAUAUUUUCAAGAUCAUGUGUUGAAGAAAAGUUUAAUACAACUUGCUUGCAAAUUUAAUAAAAAAAGAAGAGUAUAAAUCGUAAACCUGUAAAAUCACACACUAAUAAAAAAACAGAAAAAAUAUUAAAAAAAAAAAAUAAAAAAAAUAAUAUAUUUGCUAUGACAGAUAUAAUUUAUUUAUUUUAUAUAAAAUUUUUUAAAUGUACACUUCGUUCUGUAAAAGAAGUCCGUGAAAAAAAAAACAAAAAAUAAAUCCUCAAACUAAGAGCGUGCGAGAGUAAUAAGCUGAUAACCCCCCCAACCUGUGUAAAUCGAAACUGAAAAGAAAACGUUGAGCUAACACAAAAAUUUUGUACGCGGGAAAUUAGAGGAAUCCUCAGGGUUUCUCGCCCCUUUCUUUUCACUCAAUUAUGUAUACAAUUUUCCUUUUGUUUAUUAUUUUUUUUGGAUGAUGGAAGUGUGAUGGUCUAAGCUUUUUUUAAAUAGUUAAAAAAUGAAAUAUAUAUGCAUAAAUAAAUAAAAAAAAAGUUUCAUAAGGAGGUUAUUUCGUUUUAGGUUCCCCAAUAUGUAAAAAUUCGUUCCUAACUACAAUAGGGAAAAUACCGUGUAAAUAUUUUCACCAUUGUAAAGUAAUGAGUGUCUGUAGGGAAGCUAAAAUAGUUAUAAUUCUGUUAUCAGGAACAAAGAAACAAAACAAAAAACAA